AUGGAUACUUCUGAUUUACCACAGACAAUAGAAAUCUUUGUAGAUGAUUUCAACAGGAAUAUCAGCGAGACAGAUGAAGAGACCAUAAACUUAUUAAAGGAUCUUGGUAUGAAUUCAUAUGGUUUUAAGAUGAAGGAUAAUAAGCAGCAAGCACAGAAAUCUAGUCAUUUUUGGCAUAGAGAUGAAAAACCUUCUGACAGAGAUGUGGUAGCUUGGGCCAUUACGCAGUAUUGCUGUGUCUCAUUUCUAUGUUGGUUGACCGACCACGCGAUUUACCCAUCUAAUAUUCCGACAUUUACAAGCUUGGCAUUUUGA
Messenger RNA from Heterobilharzia americana, 315 nucleotides. The record is from the annotation of a GenBank genome assembly. Lineage: Eukaryota; Metazoa; Platyhelminthes; Trematoda; Strigeidida; Schistosomatidae.